GAUCACCUCAAUCGAGUUUGCAUGUUGGCAUGGUGUCUUUCCACAGUAUUUACUAGUUCGCUCGACAACUCCUCAAGAUGACUCUCGACCACCGUCUGCCGUGGCUCACAGUAGCCCUACGACGAGAGAACAGCCCAAUGAGCAGCACGACGUCUCUCCACGUCCGCAGUUUGUACGAAUCCGAUCGCGACCUCUUCCGCUGCAACUCCGAGUCUCCCUCAAUGCACGAGCAGAGAUACUCUAUACGCAGUAGCCGCCCUUCAAGUGGUCAAAGCAUCCAAAGUUCGUCGACUCCUCGUCACUACAGCAACUCUACAUCUGCAAGCGUUACACCAACAAAGAGGCCAUUGUCAGCUCCGCCCCGCACUGGCGGCGGAUUUUGUCUUGCGACGCCGCGUCUAAAGUCGGCACGUUCGGACGGCAAGAGACCGUUGAGGAGAGCUCAGUCGGCUAGGCCGACUUUAACGGGAAAUGCUCACGUGCACACGAAGUUGGAAAGGCCUUUGCUAGCAGACGGCACGGUACAUCCAACUGGCAGCGUUGAAUAUUGUUGCAUCACAAAGGGUGCCGUAUUACACGCUCGAGUUCCAAGACCUAAGUCGGCGACCUCGUCGUUAUUGAACUUGGCUAAUAGAUCCAAGACAAAUGGAAAUCUAUUUUUGUCGAGACGUGGCCGCAGUAAUGAGGCGGACGGCUCUAACAGUUUCUUCCUGGUCGGUAGUGAACACAGCGAGACAGACUCUGAUAUUGAUAAUGAUGAUAUGCUUGCAAACGGGGACUCAUUGCUACAGCCUGAGCUGCAAGUCAAUAGUGAGGUCCUCGAUGUAGUUAUGGAGGAACAAGAGCAAGCCACACAAAUGGAUGAUCACUCAAGCGCUACUAGUAUGGACUUACUGGUGGAAGACAUAGAAGACAAUAUAGAAGACAACGAGAACAAGUUGCCAGAUGAGUCAGACAAUACUGGGAUUUUUGACAGGCAGGUGGACGACACAGCUGACCAACAAUUGGUGGUUGAAGACAAGACAAAGACAAAGUUGAAGCGUAUGCCCAAGGCUCAACGAAAGUCGAAUGCCAUGAGGAGAGCUGACUUCCAGUUGCAUCGCAGGAAGUGGAAGGGGGUACCAAGACCCGAUGAGUCUGAAGAAGACGAAAGUCCAUACAAACCACAUUCGGCACUGUAUCGAAGUCCUUUGAUGUCGUCUAGCACUAUGGUACUCUCCAAAUUGUCUUGCAGAUUCGAAGUUCCGAUUGAUUGGCGACAUCUGGAGAACACGUCUCCUCUCGAAUACUUAAGUCGGCACAGCAUCGUUUGUGGCAGGCGCGAUCACUGGUACCACAAGGUUUUCAGAAAACUUAAUCCAUUGGGAUCUGGUCUAGUCCCACUCAAGGAUGUCCGAGCUGCACUGGUUAACAUUCACUUUCGUAAAGUCUCAAAUGAGCACAUUGCCAAAGUUCUUGAGGUUGCUUGUGUUCCCGAUGACUGCAAAUUAAACAAGAAAGAGUUUUAUGGGCUGGCUGCUCUCUCUGAGCGUCUUCUGUGUAUAUAUCAUUGUUCAAAUAUGAAACGAUGUACACUCGAGUCAUUGGAUUGGAGAUUGUGGAGAUCAGGAGUGAAGGACUUCAAUAUCUCUCCUGAGCUCAUAUAUCUAUUUGAGUUGAUAAAUGAAAAUAAAGGUCUCUCUUUAUGAAUUGUACAGAACUUUGUGGUACGUUUUGAUGCUGAAUUAUCAGAGAAUUUAUCAUUUUGCUGUGUGAUUACAAUGGGAUAAUUUUGAUAACUAGUCUAGUCCAUGCCUCACAAAUCUUGAGCAUCCAGUAUCUUUUUCUAUAAACAGACCAACUUUCUGUAUUAUACGUUAGUUCAUUUCAAUAAUUAAAGUUUUCUUAUUAGCCUACAAACAAUAUCUUCAA
This is a messenger RNA of Corticium candelabrum, 1911 nucleotides long. RefSeq lists its product as uncharacterized. Bases 78 to 1688 code for a protein of 536 amino acids. Lineage: Eukaryota; Metazoa; Porifera; Homoscleromorpha; Homosclerophorida; Plakinidae. The record is from RefSeq and is a predicted model, not a curated record. The transcript has 13 exons.